This is a messenger RNA of Cryptotermes secundus, 2212 nucleotides long. RefSeq names its product zinc finger matrin-type protein 5. The transcript has 3 exons. The record is from RefSeq and is a predicted model, not a curated record. Bases 252 to 767 code for a protein of 171 amino acids. Gene Ontology annotation, molecular function: zinc ion binding. Gene Ontology annotation, cellular component: U12-type spliceosomal complex. Lineage: Eukaryota; Metazoa; Arthropoda; Insecta; Blattodea; Kalotermitidae.
CUAAAUAUUUCCAUGGAAUAGUAUCUGCUGCAAUAUUUAAUUUGUGUGUUUCAUUUUCCAUUCGAAAUGUCGAAGGCAAUUUUGGAAUCAUGAGGUAUAUUUUCCGUAGUGUUUGCUCUGCGUCGGUAAAUGAAGUGUGAGGCAUGUCGCGAUCACAGACUGUUAACGUAAUUGUUUUGUUUUAGGGAAAUUUUUAGAGGUUAUAGCAUAUAAGUAUUUAUGGUGGAUGUUGAGUUUAUAAAAUAGUGGUUAUGGGAAAGAGAUAUUAUUGCGAUUAUUGCGAUCGAUCAUUCAUUGAUGAUUUAGAGGCUAGGAAGAAACAUUUAAAUGGAUCAAUGCACAUGAGACUAAGAAAAGAACAUUACGAUUCCUUUAGGGACCCUCAAACGUUACUGGCCGAAGAAUCUGCAAAAGAACCCUGCAAAAGAUUUCUUCAUACCGGAGAAUGCGUUUUUGGCUCCAACUGCAGAUUUACCCAUUUUUCUCGUCAACAACUUCAGGAUCUUAAGCAGCAAAUUGAAGAAGCCGAGAGAGAACAAGAGAUGAAAACGCUGAAGAAUGGUAUCCCAGAAGGAGAUACAGCUAGCAUUUUGGCUUCUUGGCUUCAGCAUCGAACCCAGAGACAGCUUGCUGCACAACUCAAGCCUGAAAGUAAACAACUUUGGGAAUUACCACCUAGCUUACAAGUUCGACUUGACUUACCGCCAUCUCUGCAUCCAAUUACUGUAGAUAGCUUCACGGACGCAGAUUUUGAGGAGUGGGGCUGAAUUUUGGUUUUGUGUCACAUCCGUGUCGUACUCUUUUUCCUUACGUGUAUUUUCUGUGUCUCCCACCAUGUAUAUAUGUCUCCCCAAAGUUCCUCCACCUGAAUUUCUGUCUUCUCAAUGUAUUUCUGAGGUAUGUUUCAUAAUUUGUUCCCAUUUUGUUGUUCGGCUUCUGUUUGGGCAUGUCCCUUUCAGUUUUGUGUUCAGAACUUUUUUAUUUUAAGUACCAUGUGAAAAAAUAUAUGGGCAGUCAUUUUGUGAGUGUUAAGAAUAUUAACAUUGCCGGAGAAAACAGCCCAAAAGUUUUGCUUAAUAGGUGAUUUCUCACAUGUAAAAUACUGGGUAGUCUCUUGUAAGGAAAGUUGACUUUACUGUGAUCACAGUGCAGUCAGAAGCUUGUAGUUGCCAUUGAAUCUGGAGUAGACUGACUAUUGCUAGAAAACGAACCCCAAUCUCUUGCAGUCCUGCAAGUGUGUCUCUUGGCAGUACUCAUUCAUUAAUUAACUCAUUCCAUGUAGCAGAAUCCAUCUUGAGCAGCUAAUAACCACAGAUUGUAUUGAAGCUGCAGAACAAAUGAGUCGGUGGUGGGGAUGACAGUGCUCGAGACUUUCUCCCUUCUAUAUACAGUCCUUACUGGCCGGUGUCACCUAGCCCACAGCACUUGUCACUAGCUGGAGUUACCACACAUGCCGACAUUCCUGUGAACAGAAUCAUGACCAGAGGGCUGGAGGGGUAUAUGGGGAAAAAUGCUGAAGAGGGAUGUGUAAGAGCCCAGAGAAGAUAUGGAGGGUGUUUUUCAUGGAUCUUCAUUCCAUGUUCUCAGUGGAGUCAUGAAAAUUGCCACCUUUAAUGGAACAUGAAGGUUCAUUACCAAGUUCUCUAGAGCCCAUCACUGACCCCUAUCCUGAGCCGUACAAAUCCCAUAUCCAGUAUACAUCCUCCCAUCCUGUUUAUUAAGAUCCAUUUUAAUGUUGUCUAUCAGCUGGUCCCAAAAAUCUGUAUCCAUUUCUUACCUUUCCAUGCGUGCUACAUGACCUACCCAUUUCAUCCUUGAUUUGAUCACCCAAACAUCCGGCAAAGAGUACAAAUUAUAGUUCCUUAUUAUGUAAUAUUCUCCAGCUCCGUGUCAUUCAUCUGUCUUAGGUCCAAAUAGUUUCUUAAGCAUAUUGUUCUCAGACACACUUAGUCUGUGUGAGUGUUGAGGUUCCCAUGAGAGGACUGUUUGCUGGGGUGUGAUGCUGUGUAGCGGACUAUCAGUAUUUCCCAGAAUCCCAACGUUAAUCUUCCCUUCAUAUGAGAGAUGUAGGUUGGACACAGUACAACUCUUCUUUCAUUAGUGUUCUGAGCCAGAGAUCAGAUAGUGAAAAGUGUUUGGCCCAAACUGAUAAUUGUAUGCAGAUAUCAUCCCUCCUUCCUUCAUGUUGCAGAAUUCUUUAAUGUACAGAAAU